Salvia miltiorrhiza (redroot sage) is the source of this 2781-nucleotide messenger RNA. RefSeq lists its product as uncharacterized. The coding region runs from base 1 to 2781 and encodes 926 amino acids. Lineage: Eukaryota; Viridiplantae; Streptophyta; Magnoliopsida; Lamiales; Lamiaceae. The transcript is spliced from 7 exons. Gene Ontology annotation, molecular function: nucleic acid binding; RNA-DNA hybrid ribonuclease activity. The record is from RefSeq and is a predicted model, not a curated record.
AUGUUGAGAUACAAGAGAAAACUUCAUGUGGUUUCUCACCUUAAUAUUGGGGGUAAUGUGGUUUAUGAUCAGGUCACGAUCAGUCAGCACAUUGUGCAAUACUUUUCCAAUCUUUUUGAAGAGGAUAAUCAUGCUGAUGUUGACAUUGUGGAGAUUGAGGCGAAUAUUGAUUCUGUUAUUGAUGAUUAUCAUAAUGCCCUCCUCACAAAAAUCCCGGAUGAGGAUGAGAUCACAGCGACUAUUUUUGGUAUGGAUGCCUCUAGUUCGCCUGGUCCUGACGGCUUCUCUGGAAAGUUCUUUCAUCACUGUUGGGGGAUUAUCAAGGAGGAUAUCUUUAGGGCGGUUCGCACCUUUUUUCAGAAAUCUUACUUACCAAAUGGUUGUAAUUCAAGCCGUUUGGUUCUGCUCCCCAAGAAAGAUGAAGUCCAAUCGGUCACGGAUCUUAGACCAAUUGUGCUCUCUAACUUCUUCUAUAAAAUUAUUCCCAAGAUCCUUGCCACGCGAUUGAGUGUUGUGUCUGCCAGAUAUGUGACAGCUAAUCAGUUUGGCUUCAUUAGUGGUCGUUCGAUUCAUGAUUGCAUUAUGCUCGGUUCGGAGGGGAUGAAUUGCAUGCGGCGCACCGGGGGUGGCAUUAAUAUGGCAUGUAAAAUUGACAUCACUAAAGCUUUCGAUACUCUUCGUUGGGAUUUUCUUCUCAAAGUGUUGAGAGUGGGAGGCUAUGACAGUAAGUUUGUGAGAUGGAUUGAAAUCAUUCUUCGUUCGGCACGUCUCUCUAUUUUAUAUAACAGCAGCUCUCAUGGCUAUUUUGCUUGCUCCCGGGGUGUUAGGCAAGGUGAUCCUCUGUCGCCUAUCUUGUUUGGUAUUGCUGAAGAUGUUCUGAGUUCUCUUUUUCACAAUUGUGUUGCUUCCGGUCAUCUUGUUCCCAUGAGUAUGAGACGUGGAAGUCUAUUUCCUACGCAUAUUUUAUAUGCGGACGACAUUCUUGUGUUUUGUAAGGCGACGGUGGAUAAUGCUGCUACAAUCAGGAACAUCUUGCAUUUUUACGGUUCGAUCUCUGGUCAAAAUUAUAGUCCAGCUAAGUCCAAUAUCUUCUUUUCUGAUAAGGUCUCUCAAUCUUUGAGACGGGCCAUUGAACAUCACCUGGAUUUUCGGAUGGGGGCUCUGCCUUUUCAGUACCUAGGUGUUCCUCUUUUUGUGGGGUGGCCUCGCUCUCUGUUGAAGGAGUUAGAUGCACAUUGUCGCAACUUUAUCUGGACUGGGAAUGCUCAGAAGAAGCCCAACUGCACGGUGGCUUGGGCUAGAAUUUGUGCUAUCAAAGAGGAAGGUGGGUAUCUCACGCCGUUCGGUCAGACUAAAGCGGUAUCUGCCCCUUCUUCGAUCUGGAUGAGUCUCCGCAGCGAAAUUCCUCAAUUAAUCAGUGAUACUUAUUGUAGUGUCGGUAAUGGCCAAUUGGUUAACUUCUGGACAGAUGAUUGGCUGGGUUUUCUGAUGGCUGAUAAAUGUGGUGUGCCUCACUUCAUGCGAGAUUUUCUUACUCAGUCGGUUGCUGAGUACUUUUAUGAUGGUAUCUGGCAUUUUACUCAAAGUUUUGCGGAUACCUUCCCUGAGAUUGUUUGUAAGAUCCUUCUUGCUCCGGUUGGUGAUGAUUCUGAUAUUCGAUAUUGGAAGCCGUCUCUUCAUGGGAAUGUUACUUCGGCCUUCGCUUUUUCUCAUCACUGUCACAGAUUUCCUAAAGUCAAAUGGGGGACUUGGCUUUGGGAGAAGCAUAUUCCGGUGGUCAAGGUAGAUUUUUUGGAUAUGGAGAAUAAUUUCACUAAAUUAGGUUCAAUGCAAAAUUCUUUUGAUGAUCUUUUGGUGGUUAAAAAGAUUGGGGUCAGACCGCGGGCGUCUCCUCCUCCGGACUUUAUCAAUGUUUAUUGGUGGCCUCCCGUCAAUAAUUGGAUUAAGGUUAAUACCGACGGCUCGGCGCUUGGUGCUCCUGGCAAGAUCGGUGCCGGAGGUGUCUUCAGAGAUAAGUUCAGUUGGGUUAGGGGUUGCUUUCAUGUGAAAGGAGGCAUCGGUUUUGCGUUAGAAGCUGAACUUCUUGCUGUGAUUACGGCAAUUCAGAUUGCUCAUGCAAGACACUGGCGUCAACUUUGGAUUGAGUCUGACUCAACCUAUAUCGUGCAUCUCCUGCAUGAGAGAUCAACCUCGGUUCCGUGGCGCUUUGCGGCUGUUUGGAAAAAGAUUCUUUUGCUCCUAAAGGAUUUCCAAAUUCAAAUUUCUCAUAUCUAUCGCGAGGGGAAUAAAGUGGCUGAUAUUUUAGCCGCAGAUGAGCGACAUGAGGGCUGGUGGCCUCAUGAGAUUGAGUCAUAUUCGGAUCGCAGAUCUGCAAAUCCGGCGACGGCGCGGCACGGCGGUCGCCACCACGAGCGUUCUACCAUUGUCGUCUUCAUCGGCUUCACCCUGACGACGCCGGGGCAGCACAACCUCGAGAAUCCUCCGCCUGCGACGCCGACGGAGCAGCAGAAGGAGGAGGAGAUGGAGGCGAUAGGGGAGGAAGGCGGUGGAAGGGAGAAUGGAGGGGAUGGCAGCGGAGCAGAAGCGGCGGAGCAGCAGAGAUGGGAGGCGGCGGAGCAACAGGGGAUUGGGGGAGGCGGCGGGAGAGGGGGGAGAGCUUAUGCAGUAAUAAUCACUGAUGGAGCUGUGCAGGCCAUGUGGAAUUUCAUGCUUUCUCAGCUGCGUCGGUGCUUUGAGUUCCCCUGGUUGUCCCAGGUCUUCAUUCAAGCCUACAUUAUUUAG